AAAUACCCACCCCCAACAAAAAACAAACAAAACUGCUUCAUGAAGCAGGAGCAGCUCUUUACAAAAGUAGUUGCAAAAAUAUUUCGCUCAGAUGUUAACUAAGGUAAAUACGCACCUCGAGGUACUUAUUUCUAACAUAUUUUCUGUCCCAUUACCAACACCAUCCACUUCACAUAACUAUACAUAGGUCAGACUUCGAACAGUUUAAAUUGCUGAUUAAACCGAACGAAAGCCUGGAAUAACGAAACCACUUGAAACUAGAAACGUAUAUAAAGGAAUCACCAAAAAAGAAAUAAAUAUGUUGCUAUCAUUACAGCGAAGUACUGUAAUAUUUUGGAAGAGGUUGGUGUGUCCGAAAAUGAUCCGUUCCUUCCAUGGGGUUCGGUCACUGUCUUCUUUGAAGGAGUUUACUGUUCAAGAGUCUCUGCCGUCCCUUCCAGUUCCACCUUUGGAACAGACUCUCCAUAAAUAUGAACAGUCAAUUCAACCCCUUCUUGGGGAAGAAGAACUUCAACACACACACAAGGUUAUAGAAGAGUUUAAAAAAGGUAUUGGACCUAAACUUCAAGAACUAUUGUUAGAAAGAGCAAAAUCAGCUGAAAAUUGGCUUUCACAGUGGUGGUUACAUUAUGGCUACUUAAGUGUUAGGUCCCCAGUGGUUAUCAAUUCUAAUCCAGGGAUGCUUUUGCCAUUGCAGAAAUUUGAAGGAGAAAAAGAACAAUUGAAGUUUGCUGCAAAAAUCAUAUCUGGAAUUCUGGAUUACAAGAUCAUGUUAGAUGAAAAAAGACUUCCUUUGGAUAAAGUUGGACAACAGCCCCUAUGUAUGCAGCAGUACAAUAAUGUUUUCAGUGGCUGUCGUAUUCCAGGUGUAAACACUGACUUUUGGAAAAAAUUCUCUGAUUCAAAGCCUCAACAUAUUAUUGUUAUAUCUAAUAACCAUUUAUUUUCCCUGCAAGUAUUUGGCAAGAAAAACAAACCUCUGAAUGCUGAGCAAAUAUACAAACAACUGAAGACUAUCAAGUCUGAAUCAAAGCAUCCUACUUCACCUGUUGGAAUUUUAACUUCAGAAAAUCGAAAUGCAUGGGCCAAAAUCCAUAAAAAAUUGAUGAAAGAUAAAAAGAACCAAGCUUCUUUACAGUCUAUUCAAAAUAGUCUUUUUGUGUUAUGUUUGGAUAAACCUAUGCCAUUGAUACAAGAUCCUGUCGCAAAAAUGUCUAUGGCUGGUGGAAUGAUGCUUCAUGGAGGAGGAAGUGAAAUGAAUACUGGAAACCGAUGGUUUGAUAAAACCUUACAGAUAAUCAUUGGCCAUGAUGGAGUUAGUGGUUUAAAUUAUGAACAUACAUCAGCGGAAGGCGUUGUUCUUGUGUCGCUUAUAGAUCAUGCCCUUGAUUUCUGCUUGCAAAAAAAAAAUAUUGUGCUUCCUGCUGCAGGAGUUCAAGAGCCUGUUAAAUUGAAAUUUAAUAUUGGGCAUGAUAUCCAGUCAGCCAUUGAAACUGCUAAAGAAAAUAUCGAUUCCCUGAUAGAUGAUGUUGAUUUGACCAUCACAGAUUACACAAGGUUUGGUAAAGAUUUUGCAAAAUCUAUGAAGCUAAGUCCAGAUGCACUUGUUCAGAUAGCAUUGCAAUUAGCUUAUUAUCGGGUAUAUUCUGAACCAUGUGCCACAUAUGAAAGUGGAUCAACACGUCGUUUCAAAUUGGGUCGAACUGACACAAUACGCUCCUGUACUGUUCCUUCCUACUUGUUCACUCGUGCCAUGGAUGACACUGGGGUGCCAGUCAAUGAAAAGCUACAGUUCCUCCAUCAAGCUAUUCAAACUCACAAAAACCUUAUAAAUGAUGCUAUAAGUGGUCAAGCAAUUGACAGACAUCUUCUUGGAUUAAAGCUUAUAGCUAUUGAGAAAGGAAUGAACAUACCAAAUCUGUUCAUGGACACUGCUUAUGCAACAAGUGUGCAUCACAAGAUCUCAAGUAGCCAGGUUUCAAGUAAAUAUAACUGUUCUAUGAACUUUGGUCCUACAGCACCAGAUGGCUUUGGUAUAUGCUAUAACUGCCAAAAAUCUCAUAUUCUAAUUGCUGUGUCAGCACUCAAUACAAGUCCAGAUACAUGUUCAAAGAAAAUGACAAAUUCAAUCCAUCAGAGCCUUACUGACAUAUAUCACCUUUUACAACAAGAACCUCCUGUCUCUAAACUUUGAACUACAGCGAACAAGAAUCCUAAGCAGUAAAAAUUGUCAAUUACUUCAAAGAUAAAAAAAGCAAAAUCAAUUUUUACAUCUAUCAUUAGUGAAGAUAUUGUAGAACACACACAGUAUAUAAUUUCACUUAGACAAUAUCUAGGUAUUCAACAUUAACGAUUCUAUGAAUAUAUUUUGGAAUACGUUAUCUCUUGAGAUAAGUAAUAAAUAUUAGUGUUAGAUCUAUUCUAAAACUCCUAUUAGAGAACUUAAACACUAGUAAAUCAAAAUGACUUUUCUGUUUAAUGUAAUUUCAAUAUAAGAUAAUAAGAUCAAAUAUUUAUCACUCUAUUAGUUUCAAGAGAAUUCUUUACUCGUAGAAAUUAGUGCCUUUUAGCCAGAACUACAUAUUAUCAGUAGUUGGCUAUAAACAUGUCCACUUUUAUUAUUUCAAGUAAUAACACUAAUUGGUGAGUACCACAAAGUAGACAAAUGCUUCCAGCAGCAAGCCUGACUUCUAAUUUAGUUUCAGUUAUCUGCUUCAAGCUAUUUUAAUGCAUUUAUACUGUUACUGGGUUUAAGAAAGCCUGAACACUCAAAGUAGUCAUAUUCUCUUUUUAUCAAACAAAUACAACUCACAAAUAAAAUGUUAUCAAUAACUCCAGAUUGAAAACAGAAAGCUUCUUUCUACACCUCUCACCACUUUUAAAAGAUAAUUUGCCAUUUUACUGUAAUGGGUUUUUAAAAAAAAUCUUAUUUCCAUCAAUACCCUGAGAUAACACUUAGUAUUUGUUUUCCUUCUAAAUAAACUCCAAAUGGUUCCUCAAAAUGUAAUUCCAUGAGAAUUUCCAUAGCAAAAAAGUAUGUGUGUACACCUACUUAUACGCACAAGACUGGUCUUAGUAAGAAUUGUCUUAGUAACUGACAUUUCUCUUAGAUAUUUAUUCCUUCAUUAGACUAAUAGCAAUGUUAUAUUUGUUUCAUUAUUCUCUGAAAAACCAGAGGUUUUAAAUCUGAGUGUUUACCAUUAUUUUUUAAUGCAUUUUACACUUAAUGUCAGAUAAGGCCGUUUGCCCAGUUAUUAUUCAGAAAUAGGUAAAUUAAAUCAACAUUAAAGCAACAAUAAGACUAACUAAGAUAAAGUUAGUUUCAAUGCUAAAAAAAAUCUGCCAUUUAACUAAUUGGAAAUUCAGACCAAUAUUAAUUGUAAAAAUCUGCUUGUUUUUUUUCAAUAUUUCAUUUCAUUUCAUCAUUUCAUUUGGCAGUGCCAAACAAGGCAUUGGGUUCCAGCAUCAAAGAAAAGAUGAAUACUACACAAUAAGUGAAAGAAAAAAAUUUUCCAUUUACUUUUAUUUAAGACAUUCAGAUUCUCCUUUGCAUACAUUUGGUGAAGAAACAAUUCAGUUUUCUUCAAUUUCAUAAUUUAUAUUAAAUGGAAUUAAAUAACCAUAUAAGGUUCUUUCUCAUCAAAAAAAAAAAAAAAAAGUCCCAUAUUUUCCUUUAUUUACUACAAAAAAAAUUUUUCCACCUGAAGAGUUGAAGAAUAAAAGAAUUAAAGAAAAAAAAACAACUACUUAUUGGUUGAUAUGUGUUCCUGUAUUUCUUGAGCAUUGGAUGACCCAAAAUAUUGAUUUCAUUUCAUGAAAUGCAAUAUAUAUACCAUACACACACAUACAUAUAUAUACAUAUAUAUAUAUAUACACACACACACACACACAUAUAAUUCUCUUUUGUUGGUGCUGAAAUAGGUGUUAAAAGGCAGCUAAUGUCCUAGAAAAAAUAUAAACUUCAUCUGUUCUGUGAUAUCUCAAAGAAAACAAAAAUCUUUGAAGAAAAGAAAAAAAAUUUAACUGAAUUCUUGAUUUUGACUUUGUUUUUUUUUUUUGUGGUGGGGGGGAAGAAACUCAAUAUAAUCAAAAUAUAUUUACCCUUAAACUUGUUUUAAAUUUUGUUGUUGAUAAACUUUUUUUUAAAAUGUAAAAUCAAAUGAAUAAAUUUUAACAUGUUACUGAUAUUGUUUAUUAUUUCAUGUGUUACUGAGUAGUAAAUAAAUGAUUUGUUAUAUUUUUUAAGGCCAUGAAAUUGGUUGCAGUUGAAGCAAAUUAAAAAUUAAUAUCUUUAUUAUUUACAUAUUUAUAUUAUGUUAUUUAUAUCCAUAUAUAAUACAUGUUUUGAGCAAGUGCUUGGGUGAGGGGUGUACUGAUAAAACAGAUUGAUCCUUUACAUAAAUGGUAGAUUUGAUAGAGGGGAACCUAACUUAAAAUGCUGUUACAUCAUUAAACUAUACAAUUAAAAAGAAUGGUAAAAAUGGAUAAGAUAGUAUUCUUAGAGGAACUUUUGCUGUAUAAAUCUUAAAUUAUCCAAUUUAAAGAAGGUUCUGGAUGAAAGAUAAAAUGGAAAGAAAAGCAAACCAAGGCUUUUGAAAUCUAAGUUAUCUUUUAAUUAUUAGAAUUGAAACUCAUAGAUUUAAUGAGUAUUGUAUGUCAUCAAUUUAGAUACUUUGUUGUUCAGCCUCAACACACAACCCAAAUUAAAAGGGGGGAAACUUGAUAUAAAGAGACUAGCCAUGAAUACAUAUAAACCAGCUGUUCUAAUCUAACCAGCUAAUGACCAUAAGAUAUCACAUGCUAAUUAGGAAGAAAUGUAUCAUGUUGCCAGUACAGCUAUAAUGAAAUUAAAUAUUGCCUGUAUUAAUGUAGGGAAAAGUAAAAUAAUAAGUAUUAUAGCUAAGUACAGACUCCUUAUUUUAUUUUUUGUGUAUAGUCGAACUAACCUUAGUAGGCAGCAAAUUUACAGAAUUGUAAGAACAUAGGACAAAAUACUUUGUAGUAAUUGUUCCAGGUAACUCUGAAGUUUAAAUUCUGCAAAGGUCAACUUCGCCUUUCAUCUUGUCAGGGUCACUAAAAUAAAGUAUCAGUCUAGGGUAAUGAGUUAGAGCAUUGAAUGAAAUGAUUUGUAUUAUUUUUUUCAAUUCUUGGAUGUUAAGACUUCAUCCAUUUUUCCAGGCUCUCACCACCUGCUCCUUCUUAACAAGAGUUUAGUUCAGCCCUCAAGUUUGAGGAUAACUUCCUCCUACCAGCCACAUUGGACCUAGGGAUGAGUGGGGUAUUGGGUACUAUCAAAAUUUUAAACUUAAACUGAAUUUAUCCUUUUCUAUAAAUUCCUGCCUUUAUGUUGAGGUUAUUCUAUGAAAAGGGAAUUUAUAAAUUAUUGAAUAAUGUUAAUAAAAUUUUAGCAGGCUAUAUGAUAAAAAUUAACAAAGGGCUGAUGCUCUUUUGGAUGUACAAUACUUAUCACUUCUUUACAACGCUGGGAAGUUUAUUUUUCAGAAAGCAUUUUUAAUUGUAAUUAUUCAGUGUGGCUUCUAUUUACCUAACAUGUCACCCAUCUGAUUACUGAUCUUAUUAAAAAAAAAAAAAUUAUAGAGUGUAAAGUUAUUUCAUGUUCUGUUUGAGAAUCAACUAUAAAAUUU
Molecule: messenger RNA, 5645 nt
Organism: Octopus sinensis (East Asian common octopus)
Lineage: Eukaryota; Metazoa; Mollusca; Cephalopoda; Octopoda; Octopodidae
Product: carnitine O-acetyltransferase
Exons: 15
Coding region: 299-2194 (631 amino acids)
Biological process (GO): carnitine metabolic process, CoA-linked
Cellular component (GO): peroxisome
Molecular function (GO): carnitine O-acetyltransferase activity
Source: RefSeq, a predicted model, not a curated record